This is a messenger RNA of Mytilus trossulus (common blue mussel), 3226 nucleotides long. RefSeq lists its product as uncharacterized. Gene Ontology annotation, molecular function: protein binding. The record is from RefSeq and is a predicted model, not a curated record. The coding region runs from base 155 to 1747 and encodes 530 amino acids. The transcript has 9 exons. Lineage: Eukaryota; Metazoa; Mollusca; Bivalvia; Mytilida; Mytilidae.
CAGUCUCCUAAGGGAGCUAACUCAUUCGCUUUUUAUGUAAACAAAGAAAAAGACGAACCUCAAGUAUGUCUGUUUUUGAUAGUCUUUGUUGAACGAUUGCAUCAAUGGCAAUAGUAACUCAGUUCUUAAUAUACAAAUGUAAGCAGAACAUAAAAUGGCUGGUGGUGUGUUUCAUGUUGAGUUUGGCAUCAAUGAAACCUCUUUAACUAGAGCCUUAGAAAGUGGCAGCUAUGGUGCAGCAGAAAGAUUGAUUAGAGAGAAUAUUAAUCCAUCUUAUUUAGAUGAAGGUUGUUAUCAGAGAACACCUUUAUUUAUAUGUUUAUGUGGUACAGAUGAGGAACAAACCAAAGUUCGACCCCGCCAUUUGUACCUCGCCAAACUGUUAGUAGAGAGAGGGGUAAAUGUUAAUCUUCGAGUGCCAACAACAUAUUUUGGAAGUGAAUAUGAAGGACCAGGAAAAACUGCUUUAGAACUACUAACUGAUUUUUAUAAUGAUUUGACAAAAACUCCUAAUCUCCAUAGCAAUCAGAUAUGGUCAGGUUACCACAGUACAUGGGAUCCACAUGUAGAUCUGGUCAUAGGAUUAAAUAAACAAUAUCUGACCACACCAGAGGACGUUAUAGAACAUGUGGAGGAUCUUAUCUUUGUCAUACUGAGUAAUGGUGGUGAUCCAAACAUUCAUGAUGUAAGUAAACUUACACCUCUACACAAAACAGCUAUAUAUAGCCAUGAUGAUAGACUGUUACGAUUAUUAUGUGAGAAUGGUGCUAAUAUCAAUGCUGUCGAUCGGAAAGGGAAUUCCCCAUUAUUAUCUAUGUGUGAUACCUCAUGUACAGAUAUGUAUGAGUACUUAGAAGAUCUUUCACUGUGUAGUGACGACACACUAGAGGACAAUAGUGCAAGUUUGUGUGUGAAACAAGAUUUCCUCAGUUACAUGUUGUCUAUCAAAGAUACAGAGGUCAAUAUUCAAAACAGUCGUGGUCAGACAGCUUUAUUCCACUGUGUGAUAAGAGGGGAUAUCAAUGCUUGUAACAAACUGCUGAAGAAAGGUGCUAAUGCUGCCCUCAGGGGUACUGUGUGGGAGACACGCAAACAAAAAAGAAAAAUGUCACCAAUUUUUGCAAGUUUUUUGUCCAUUCCAAUACAACGAUCAUUAAACUGGAGAAAUCUACAUAGUGAACUUGCAUCAGCUCCUCACCAGUAUGGUCAUCUAGUAGAUAUGGGUUACUUUAACAGGAAGGAAAUUGUAGAAGAAAUGUCAGAAUAUUUGGAGAAUGAUUUCCCAGAGUUUCUUCAUUUAAGAUCUGUAUGUGACAAACUUGUGAACUGCAUGUUUGGUCGAACUACUUCUACCCUACAACAAACUGCUACACGGGUAAUUUUCAAACAGUGUUUUCUUGGAAAAACUUGCUCAAUAACCCAAUUAAUGCCAGCAGACACACUAAAACAAAGAUUCGCUGAUGCAGAUCUGAGUAACUUAGAUGUUUAUGAUGAAUAUAUCAAUUUUGUGCUAAAUAAAACGGUUCUAAGAGCAUUAGUUGAUAAACUGAAUCUUCCUCAUGACUCCAUUUUGAGUUUUGAAAUUGAGCUACUACUGCAUCAGAUGGCAAGUCGUUUUGGAGCUUGUAAAGUUCUGCCACCAGAGAACAUGUUCAAUGGAGAAAGUGAUAGUAGUGUUAGUAGUGAUGAUAGUAAUAAUUCCUCGUUCAGUCCUGAUGAAGGGGACUCAGAUUUAGAAUACUGGUGAAGUGACUAGAAAACUAAUGAUACAUUGAUAAAGAACUGUGGAUUUAUUUAUUUUUCAUGGUUACCAAUUUUCAUGGAUUGGGGAAAGAUUUGUUUCCAUAAAGACUUCGAGUUCAGGGUUUUGUAUAGUUUGCACACAAAUCUAUCAGGAAUUUUUACUUUGUCAAACACGUAAAUUCAUGAUUCUACUAUCCUCAUGAAUCCAUGGAAAUUGGUACUCUAUGAAUACUCAUGAAUCCACAGAAGUGAUACAUUUGUGAGAUGUGUUUAUGCUAGUGGAGAUAUUUGGUUAUGAUUUUAAGUUUGACUGUAACAUUACAAUUUUCUCUGUGAUACUAUUUUAAUUAUGUUAUGUAGUUGUGAUAAUAUUCUACUCUUUUGUUCUGUGAUGUCAUUUUCAUUGUUAUUAAAAUCAUUUCAUCUCUCGAUACAGACUAUAUUAUAGUGCUUGAAAAUAUAAAGAAACUUCAUUAGAAUGCAAAUAAAAUACAGAUAAAAUCCCUACCUAUCAAAAUUGAUAUUUAUAAGAAUUUCUUAUAGAUUUCAGGUCUUAUAUUCUAGAAAUUGGUGUUUUUUUUUGCCUUUACUAAUUGCCUCUUUAUAUGCUACUAUUUUUAAUUCAUGUAAUUAACAACAAUAAUUGAACCAUCAAUUUUGUAGUGUAACCUUGGAAAUUUGACCUCACCUUGUAGUGAUUGAAAUUUAUUGAAAUGACACAUUCCCCAUUUCCAUUCUCAAUUUUAUUCUGAAAUUCUGGCUUAUAAAGUCAUUAUAAAAAACAAAAAUGCAAUUAUUCUAUUUUUACUUGCAUGGUCAUACUUUAUAUAUCUUUGUUACAAAGGAAGAUUUAUUGUUACUUUUUUCAUCCAUGCAUCCAUAGCACUUGUCUAUCCAUUUGACUUAUUUCAUUUUCAUCACCGCUUCAUGAUAUACAGUAUUGUACUACAUUUGUAUUGUUAUUGCGAAUCCUAUCAAGUUUUCCACAGAUUCACCUGCAAGUUACCUGUCGAUUGAAACUUUUGUGAGUUCUAUUGUCCAAUCUAACAAAUACAACAGGUAUUGUUCUCUGUGUAGUUUAUUCAAUGGGAACUUUAAAUUUCAUGCAAGAGAAAUCUAUCACUCACUGAUUAAUUUACCUGAACAAAAAAUUAAACUGUCAAUGAUGGAAAUACAUGUACAAAUAAGUAAUUAUAAAACUGCAUUUGAUGUUGUAUUUAUUCAAUCAAUAACAAAUUUUCAAUUUGUUUAAUAUAAACACUAGUUUAAAAGUUAAAAGUUGAUUUCUGAUCAAAUUUCAACAUUUUACCUAUUGAAAUUUGCCAUUUUUUAGUCUGUUCACAAAUAAAACUUGAAAUGAUAAUGUUUAAAUAAAGGUCUUCAUAAAUGUAUUCUUUAUAACUGAAGAACCACAAAAAACAUGUAGAUUCUCUGAAACAUAAAUGCAUGCAGUAGUUAAAAAAAAAUAGAAAUAAACUUUUUG